This is a messenger RNA of Entamoeba invadens IP1, 1806 nucleotides long. RefSeq lists its product as hypothetical. The transcript has a single exon. NCBI's taxonomy places the organism in Eukaryota, Evosea, Mastigamoebida, Endamoebidae. The record is from RefSeq and is a predicted model, not a curated record. Bases 1 to 1806 code for a protein of 601 amino acids.
AUGGACAAAGUGACUCCGUUAAUCAUCAACUCUCGCUUUGUCAAAAUACAGGGCGACUUAUAUGAAUACUUUGACCUCCGAAAAACGAUAGUCCCAAAAGACUGUGGAGACAACAACAUAGCAAUUCAACACAGCACAACACUUCCACACAACGAAAACAUCGACAAAACAAAGAGUUUCGAUAAUUUACCAAAAACCCCGGUGCAACUCCCAGACUUCUCACACGUAUUCUCCCCAACUCCUUUUGAGGUCUUGCGACAAAAUGAAAAGGAAAAAUCCAAUGAUAAGCAAAUAGUGACUUCCAAACCACUUUACACAAAAAUAACUCACAUUCCUCAAAUAACAGACAUCACCCCAAUACAAACACCGGACCAACAAACAGAAAUGUUACAAGACGACGUUCCAAUGAACAACGAAACACCACGACCAAAUCACACACCAUCGUUGCAGAAAGAAGAACAGUUGUACCCGGGGUCCAAGUCCGAGUUGGAGAGUUUUUGCCCAAGUAAUGCGGAGCAUAUAUCACCGGAACAAAAGAGUGAGGAAGACCCACAUAUUGUGGUCAACUUAAAGACACUCCAAAUAUUCAAAGUCAUCACAAAGUAUAUUCCAAGUAAUGGCAAUCACCCAAAUAAAAUGUUCAAGUACUACGUGCCAUCAACUCAACUGUUUUACACGACAUACCCAGAGGACAAAGUCAUGUACUUAGUACGGUGGGAAAAAUUUUCAUAUCUUGAAGCGACGUGGAUUUUAGAGAAGGAGGUGUGUGCAGAAAAUGAUCGAAAAGGUCUUGUGAAGAAGUUUGAACACGACUGGAAGUAUCACAAAUAUUUAUCAAAUCAAGUAAUUAAGGCCUCUUGUUACCCCGAAAUUGAUGAAAUUGUCCCCCGCAGCUUUUUAGUUCCAAGUAAGAUCUUAACUGAAAUUGAUCGCAGAGACCAAAGUGGAAAUGUCAUCAAGAUGUAUCUAGUGAAAUGGGUGUUAGGGAGAGAGGUUUUUGUCUCUGAAGAGACCACAUCGAUGUUUGUCGAGGAGAAUUAUCACAACAUUUUUAAUCGGUUUAAGAACAGUGGUGGAGCCUUCCCAAUUGAAUUUACAAUGACACAAAUGAACGCGAAAAUGGCUGGAGAGAAUAUAUUAGAGAAGUAUGACGUAUUAACGAUUUGUGGAGGGUUUGGGAAAAGGAGCGUCGGACUUGGGUUAUUUGGAGAACUGAUGACGGGAGAAAAUAAGAGGGGGAUCAUCUACUGUGAAGGGUCGAGUUUCAGCUAUUACACCGACCAAUUGCAAUUCUUGUUUCCUGGGAGAAAUGUGACUUAUAUUAACUCGUUACCGACAUCGUCACAACUUGAAGGGUUGCUUGAACUUGAGUUGUACGACAAUGAAGGGGAAAUGAAGUCACAAAUAGUGGUGAUGUGUUGCAAACACUUUGCGUUCAAUCAGGAAAUACAAUUUGAUGUUGGGUUUGUCGAUUUCCGGAGUGAUGAAACCAUUAAAAUAGAGAAGUGUGACAAAUAUAUCUUUGUGGGAGAGAACAUUAAAAAGGAGUGGGUCAAAAAGGUCACCGGGAAGAAAUGUGGGGAGGUGGAAGUGAAAGAGCACUGGCGGCCACAUAUAUCGGAAGUUGUGAUCAUCGAAAAAAUGACGGAGGAACAGUUAGUUGAGUAUUGGCAAAUAGAAAGAGGGGAAGAGAGUGAGGGGAAGUGUGAGGUUCUUCGGAGGAUGUGUGAACAAAAGACUCUACUAGUGACCACCAUAUGUGAUAAACAAUUCGAGAGAUAUAGAAAGCUGGGAAGCGUGUGGUAG